Brassica oleracea var. oleracea is the source of this 734-nucleotide messenger RNA. RefSeq lists its product as uncharacterized. NCBI's taxonomy places the organism in Eukaryota, Viridiplantae, Streptophyta, Magnoliopsida, Brassicales, Brassicaceae. Bases 142 to 549 code for a protein of 135 amino acids. The record is from RefSeq and is a predicted model, not a curated record. The transcript has 4 exons.
AGUCAUCAUCAUCAAUAACUAUCAUUAUCCAUUUCUCUUCCUUGUCUCUCUCUCUCACAAAUCAACAUCUUGAGAACGUCUCUCUCUGGCUCUACUCUUAACAAAGCUCAUUGUGAGAUUAUAAUUAGUACUUAAUCAUCCAUGGAUAUGAAGAAAACCAAAGCUACUUCCUCAUCUUCUUCACCUUCUUCACUUGAUCAUCUGUUUGGUCCCAAAGGAUCAACCUCUGCUACUUCGGCUUCUUCUUGUUCAACUAUACUCGACUCCAUUUUCCCUCCUCCUGUAUCAAAGAAGAACGGAAAUCACACUGCUUAUGAAGUUCAAAGCAGCAUUUCUCAAACCAGUGAUGAGAGAAGCAUCCAUGAAAAGAGAGAAGCGUCCUAUUACAGUUCCUCCAUUUACUACGGAGGUCAGCAACACUAUUCACCUCCACGAACUGAUGGCUCCUCCACUUCUCCAUCUCAUCACCACAAAGAAACCGAAGAUCGAACCGAUGACACAAACGCUACUUCCAGGGGAAAUUGGUGGAAAGGUUCUUUGUAUUACUAAGAGGACCAACCUAACUAGUCCACUUGAUUUCAGCAGUGGCAAUAUAUGGACGCAUUCAUAUCCGUAACUUCGCAGUGUGAUGUUUUAGUUUGUUCAUCUUUUGUUUUUGGUUGUAACCUUGCAUAGUUUAAGAUGACGAUUAUUUGACCGCAUCUACCACUAAUGUAUAAAUAAAAUACUCAUGC